AACCUCUCAGACCCCAAACGAAAAUUGGGUCUUACUCUCUCCUCUUAGACCCCAAACCCCAACCUUCUCUCCGUAAGUCUCUCCACGGUGGGGCGGGGAAUGCAUUGAAGAGUUUGCAGCAAUGGCGGACUUGAUGGUUCGUAGUUGGGGCAGGGGUCAGAUCACUCUCUCUUGAUGAUGAUGAGCCCACCUUGGCUAACUCUCCUGGUUUUGACGAAGAUGAGUCCAUCGUUGACGAUGAGGAAGAGCGAAAUAGAUAAUCAGGGAAGUUCUCUCUUCCAUGUUCCAUUGACUAUUGCCAUCAAAUUAAAACCAAAGAGAAGGGAAAAUAGUCUACAUUUUACUCAUACAAAUGUCAUAUCAAUGGCUUUGCCACCAACCUCGAAGAGAAAGAGGCAGCUGAAAUUGAAAGAAAAUAGCUUUAGAGGCGGUAAGAUUCGUGGACGCUUAGAGAAUGUGUAUCGAUGGUGAAUGGAGUCAAGGAUCCGAGCGUUAUUCGAUUCGAGGAUGUAGUCUCGUUUUACCUUUUUAUGGUUUUACAUGUAUUUUCCGCAUCUCUUAUGUAAUGUCUUUUUAUUUUUAAUCAUGUUUUGUUUUAAAGACAAUGGGAUCCCAUAUCCUUCUUAGUAUUUUAUUUUGUAAGUAACUCAUAUUUUUACAAGUUACUC
Molecule: messenger RNA, 668 nt
Organism: Humulus lupulus (European hop)
Lineage: Eukaryota; Viridiplantae; Streptophyta; Magnoliopsida; Rosales; Cannabaceae
Exons: 4
Coding region: 175-471 (98 amino acids)
Source: RefSeq, a predicted model, not a curated record